Hepatospora eriocheir is the source of this 264-nucleotide messenger RNA. The record is from the annotation of a GenBank genome assembly. Lineage: Eukaryota; Fungi; Microsporidia; Hepatosporidae.
AUGGAAUUAGAUGAACAAAAUAAUUUUAUUAAAAAAGCCCGACUUUUAAAGACUGAAAUAAGUAAUAUAACAAGUAAAAUAGACAACCAGGAUGUAAUUCUUGAAUCGAUUAAAGGUUCUACUGAAAAUGCCUAUAAGAAUGUAAAUGAAAAUUAUUUUAAUUUUAAUUAUAUUAUGACACGUCUUGAGAAUGAUUAUAGAACCACCCUUAUAGGAAUACUUGGACUCAUAAUAAUAUUUAUGUGGUUAUUACUUAAGCUUUAA